Messenger RNA from Protopolystoma xenopodis, 375 nucleotides. NCBI's taxonomy places the organism in Eukaryota, Metazoa, Platyhelminthes, Monogenea, Polystomatidea, Polystomatidae. The record is from the annotation of a GenBank genome assembly.
AUGAACCAGGUCAACUUGAACAAGGAUGAUGAAGUCGAAUAUCUUCAGUUCUGCAAUGAAGCUACCUUCCGGAUUACUACACUGGAAGCGAUGUUGGCUAGACAUAAACAAACAGCGCCUCAGAAGUAUAUGGCCUUAGAAAAGAAAUUGCGUUUUGACCCCCGGCUAGCUGAGUUCCUACAGGCCGAAACAAUUCAAAUACUACCUGAUAUAAAGCUAGUUCUUUUUAAGUGGUGUACACGUAGUUUACGCGAACGACAAAAAUUGAUUAGAAGAUGGCACUUAAAUAUCCUUCAGGCUGAUGCUAUUUUUAUUGCCGGUGCUGAUGAUGGCCGCAUCCAUUUCGAUAAUUCAAUGGAACUCGCUUCUUCAUAA